This is a messenger RNA of Egretta garzetta (little egret), 2568 nucleotides long. It is a transcript of the gene GJA1, whose product is annotated as gap junction protein alpha 1. The transcript has 2 exons. Gene Ontology annotation, molecular function: transmembrane transporter activity. Gene Ontology annotation, cellular component: connexin complex. NCBI's taxonomy places the organism in Eukaryota, Metazoa, Chordata, Aves, Pelecaniformes, Ardeidae. The record is from RefSeq and is a predicted model, not a curated record. Bases 244 to 1389 code for a protein of 381 amino acids. Gene Ontology annotation, biological process: heart development; cell-cell signaling.
CUUGAAAACUUGUUAAAAGCUCUCCCAGUGUUCCAAGUUGGAAAAAAACUUUUACGAGGUAUCAGCACUUUUCUUUCAUUAGUGGGGAAGGAAGGAUGAAAAAUACAAAACAGCAGUAGACUUUUAAAGUUUAAAUAGCCAGGUCUGAGUGCCUGAACGUGCUCUUCCAUUUUACUUUAACCCUCCAAAGAAGUGUUCUGAUCCAGUUUCACUGCUGAUCAGCAAGGCCAGCAUCCUGUGAAGAUGGGUGAUUGGAGUGCCUUGGGAAAACUUCUUGACAAGGUUCAAGCCUAUUCUACUGCUGGAGGGAAAGUGUGGCUGUCUGUCCUCUUUAUUUUCCGAAUCUUGCUAUUGGGGACAGCAGUCGAAUCUGCUUGGGGAGAUGAACAGUCUGCUUUUCGGUGCAACACUCAACAGCCUGGUUGUGAGAACGUCUGCUAUGACAAGUCCUUUCCCAUCUCCCAUGUACGCUUCUGGGUUCUGCAGAUCAUAUUUGUGUCUGUACCUACCCUUUUGUACCUGGCGCAUGUGUUCUACGUAAUGAGGAAAGAAGAGAAGCUGAACAAAAGAGAAGAAGAGCUCAAGGUGGUCCAAAAUGAUGGUGUGAAUGUGGAAAUGCACCUCAAGCAAAUAGAAAUUAAGAAAUUCAAGUAUGGGAUCGAAGAGCAUGGCAAAGUGAAGAUGCGUGGGGGACUGCUCCGUACUUAUAUCAUCAGCAUCCUGUUUAAGUCUGUCUUCGAGGUGGCGUUCUUGCUGAUACAGUGGUACAUUUAUGGGUUUAGCCUGAAUGCCAUCUACACCUGUGAGCGAGAUCCAUGCCCGCACAGAGUGGACUGUUUCCUCUCCCGUCCAACUGAGAAAACCAUCUUCAUCCUCUUCAUGCUGGUUGUGUCCUUGGUGUCUCUUGCCUUGAACAUCAUCGAGCUUUUCUAUGUGUUCUUCAAGGGUGUCAAGGAUCGUGUGAAAGGGAAAACCGACCCCUACUCCCACAGUGGUGCCAUGAGCCCUUCCAAGGACUGUGGCUCCCCCAAAUAUGCUUAUUACAAUGGCUGCUCCUCACCGACCGCCCCCUUGUCUCCCAUGUCUCCCCCGGGGUACAAGCUCGUUACCGGAGACAGGAACAAUUCCUCCUGUCGUAACUACAAUAAGCAAGCCAGCGAGCAAAACUGGGCCAACUACAGCGCGGAGCAGAACAGAAUGGGGCAGGCUGGCAGCACCAUCUCCAACUCACACGCCCAGCCCUUCGACUUCUCCGAUGAGCACCAGAACACUAAAAAGCUGGCGUCGGGACACGAGCUGCAACCCCUCACCAUUGUGGACCAGAGGCCUCCCAGCCGAGCCAGCAGCCGAGCCAGCAGCAGGCCUCGACCUGAUGAUCUGGAGAUCUAAGCUUCUAGCUGCAGUACUUGCUCAACUAUGAAACGACGUGCAUUGGAAGAUGCAGUCAGUGCUGAUCUUGUUCCAGUGGAGGUGGUACUUAACAGUCUCAAGCAGGAGAUUUUAACAAUCAUAAAAACAAACAAGCGAACAAACUUUUAAAAAUUACUUGCUGUUUUUUGGGGGGAUGUGGGGUUGGUGUGGGGUGGUACAAUACACAUUGGUAUUUAAUGUAGCUGGUUUAAAGAAUUUAAAUACUAAAAAACAAGAAAAAAAAAAAAGGAAAAAGGUAGUCAGUACUAAGGUAGGGGGUUGUUUUUCUAGAAAGGCUGUAAAUAUCUGAGUGUAUGUGUAUGUGUGUACUAUUGUGUUUGUUUCUAAAGAAUCUUCUGUAAUACUAAAACCCAAUAAUAACUGAACUCACAUUUGUCAGGGUGAAGUGCUGCCUGAAGAUGAAAACAUUUUUCCUAUUCAACAAGCAAAAAAGUCCAGGAGUGCCUCUGAUCAUUUCCCUGUCAAGAACAUUCCAUUCUUAGAAAGUGCACUUUGAAGGUAAACUUUCCUACGUGGUCCUCCAGGUUGUCGAAAGGCUCCUGUGAGGACAACCGACAGCCUUUGAAUCAUUCAAUUCAAAUUUCAGACAUGGCCCACCAAGAAAUACUUUGGUCACCUGUUUUUCCAGCCCUUCACACAGGUAGAUUUUGUGAUGUGCGUAAGUGGGAUGGCUCCACACUCGCAGAACCGGCAACCACACUCUCUUGCCCACAGCAAUAUCCGUGUCCUGCUGCUCACGUACAGUCUAAUUAGCAUUAUAUAAAACCCAGUUUGCUGCCACUUGCAGAUUUGAGAGACAGGCAAGCAACUGCCUUUAGUGAAUUUUGUCACACCUUUAUGUAUAUUAAGGGUGUACUUACGUGUGUGGAUGUGGAGAUAAAGUUAUACACAAAACACCCUCAAAGCAUACGUUGAGAAAUAAAUGCACACAGAUUACUUGCAGUUGACACUUUCUCAUGGAUAUUGUGAAGAUGUGGGCCACUAUGGUGUUUACAUUCUCUGAUUCCUUCAAUGCAAGCGAAGCACAUGUCAUUAUAUUUUUUUAAUUCUAUAGAAUAUUUUCCAUGUAUCCUAAAUGGAUGCUUUUUUAAAAAUAAAAAAUAAAAAGGGCCUAAUCCUGGAUGUCUCGCUCUGGAA